Procambarus clarkii (red swamp crayfish) is the source of this 2787-nucleotide messenger RNA. RefSeq lists its product as uncharacterized. The record is from RefSeq and is a predicted model, not a curated record. Gene Ontology annotation, molecular function: mRNA binding. Gene Ontology annotation, cellular component: nuclear outer membrane-endoplasmic reticulum membrane network; endoplasmic reticulum; ribonucleoprotein complex. Gene Ontology annotation, biological process: intracellular mRNA localization. Lineage: Eukaryota; Metazoa; Arthropoda; Malacostraca; Decapoda; Cambaridae.
CCCAGCGGACCCAGACGUGGUGCUGGCCUCAGUCAGAGCAGAUGUUCCUUAUCUUGUGUCAUGUUAAAAAUGUGUAUCAGUUGACGAAAUGCCAUUGUGAUAGGCCUAUACGCAGUAUGUAUUAUAGCCUGAAAUUUACUUGUGAUAAACAUAUAUAUAUGAACCUACUGCAAAUAGACAGUAUAUAAAACUACGGAAUAUAAACUGAUAUGCAGUAAGUGCAUCACAUCUGAAGUGUAUUCGGUAAAAUACAUUGUAGGAAUUUCUCUAGUGUGGUAUAUACGGAAAUAAUUGAGAUUGUUGAUGCGUAUAGAGGUUGUGAGGUAGACGUCUACGCGAGUAUUGAGAGGCGGCCAGCGACCACAACAACAACAUUGAGUGUGCGCGGCCGCUGGCCUCCACCUGUAGCCCCAGGCAUAUUACUCGCCUCUACGCCUCACCCCCUCUCAUGGCAUCAUGGAUAACACCCUACCAAACCCACCUCAAACUCCUGAUGCAUCUCCAGUUAUGAUGAGCCAAUCGGAGUAUAAUUGUAAUCUGGAAACUCAUCAGGCUUUUGUGCAGGCCAAAUCAUUGGAGCUGACACAACUGACGGAGCAGAUAAAAAGUGUGCGCGAGAAAAAACAGCCAUUAGCGCAGGUGAAGGAAACCUUGCAGCAUGAAAUCAACAGUGCAAAUAUAGCCAUAAAUACAAUUUCAGAGGAAGUUACACACCUGAAGCAAAAGCUGCGGUAUCAUAGUGUAAAGCAGAUUUAUGGUAAUAUUGAGAGAUUGGAGUACCAGCUGCGAAAUAACAAUUUCAAACCAAGGGAAGAGCAGAAAAUUUUGGAUGAAAUAUCUAUGCUUCAGAGAUCAGUCAAAACACUUCGGGAAUAUGAAGCUAAGCAGGCUGAGAACAAAAAGUAUCGUGGAGAGCGAGCGAGGCUUAUCGAGGAGCGCAAUAAUAAUUACUCCAAGAUCAGAGCACUGUAUUCACAAGAAGAUGAAAUGAAGAAGAAAAUAGCUGGUGUCCGAGGAGAUAUAACGUCAAAUAAAAAGACUAUUGAACAACUUAGACAAAUGAAACCUGCAUUGGAACAAGUCUGGAUGGCCAAUCAUCAAAAGCAGCAAGCUGUACGUAACAAGCGAUAUGAGGAGAAAAAACGUUUACGACAAGAAUUGACAAGAGAGCGCCAUGAAGAAAGACGAAAACUAUGGGAAGAAUACGAGGCAAGUAAAGAACCUUACGAAGAGCAAAAACACUUGUGCCGGGUACUUAUCUCGUAUUUACAGUCUUCAGUGGGUGGUACCACUCCUGCUACACCAGCAUCUUCAUCUAGCCUGCUCCUAUUUCCUGAUACCCCAAGUCAAACACCAGUUACCACACCAUCUACCCCAAGGUCAACCAAUUUUCCAUCUCCAAGUGCUUCAACCAAAAUACCAAUUACUGCGUCGUGUUCAAAAGAGUUACCUAGCGGCCAACUCGUUUCCGAUGAUACAAGUACUCUAAACCAACCAUCAACCUCUACAGAGACUAGAAAUAUUUCCUUAAUGCUUCCACCAGAUACUUCAGGCUCCUAUUAUUCAAAGCCAAAGGAUGAGGAAGGUGGUUUCAUUAGGGUUAGUAAACGGCAUAAAGCAAAGGCAAAACGAGAUCAUAGAUUGGCAAACCGUGUCAAGGACUUGCCUCACACACCUGAUGUCAUAAUGAAGUUCAGUAAACUUUCCAUAACUCCUCCAAAAAAUACUGAUGAAGUAACAUCUGCAAUUGUUUCCUUACAAGAUUGCUUGCAACAUUUCCAUGUGUUAUCUUUAAGUGAAACUAAUCAGAUACCAGCGGAAGAGAAAUCGGAAGAUGCAAGAGCAGUUAAUGAAGUAAAAUGUUCAAGACCUUCCAGUUUGUGUGUGAAAGAGAGAAAUUACAAUGGAUCCACAGAGCACAACACAGCAUCAAGUUUAGAGAAAGAUAAAAAUUACAUUGGAUCCAUAGAGCACAAUACAGUAUCAAGUUCAGUUGCCUCAUCUAGUACGACUGACUUUGAGAGCAGUUCUGCAGCUACUUUCUCCUCAAAUUUCCAGCAGCAUACAACUACCAGUACAAUACCUCUCAUUAAGGUAGAUUCACCAGGUGUAUCUUGGGCAGCUGCUGUGGCCACAGAACAAUAUUCUGGUAGUGAUGUCCUUAGUAAUACACUUCAGAGAGCAAUAGGGCCAAACCAUGUUGUGCAACCUAAGCUCAAUACUAUGCCAGAUAUUUCUUCAGAAACUAAAAAUGCUAUACAGAUUCAACCUUUGUAUAAUGGUGUCCAUCAUUCAAUAAAUAUAAUAAUGGGGCAGAAUCAUUUAACACGUCAUAAUGGGAAUAUUAUGCCAGAUAUUUCAUUAGAAAUGAAUUGUAAUGAUAUUAUUUCUCAAGGAAACAAUGAGUCUUUCUUCUCUAUGCCUGUAUCAUAUCCCAGUAGUUUUGUAGAGCUAAACAAUAAUGCUAGUUUUAGCUAUGCUGAAGUAGCUGCCAAAGUUAAACCAAGCACUCCUGACUACUGAACUGUACUUGGGAUCAAAAUGCUUACUAGUUAUGAAUUUAGGUUUGAAGUUAUAAUAGAUGACAUAUAUUGUAUAUUUAUAUAAACUGAUAAAAAUGCACAUUGUCUAGUCAUUAAUUUAAGAAGAUAUUAUAAUUUGUAAAUAUUUUAUUGUUAUACGGUACUAAUACAGUAUUAUGCAUUUUAUUCAAUUGUUAUAAAUUUCUAUUGUUAUAUGUAGUUGUUUUAUGAAAACAAAUUAUCAAUUAAAUGCAAUAAUAUUUUA